CCUCUUCCCUCCUUUCUCUCUAAAUAAAGCGCCCCCACACGAAUACAAUAUUGCAGCUGUCUCCAGCCCAUUCCCUCACUCUCCCUCCCUCCUCCAUCCCCUUCCUCGUUUAUAUACCCCCCUCACCCUUCCCUUUCUUCCUCACUCCACCACCACCUCCGCCGCCGCCGUCCCUCACCAUGCCACCGCCCUUCACUUCCUCCCUAUUCUUCUUCCUCCUUUUUCUCUCUUGUUUGUAUCCUCUGGUUGUGUCUAAUCCUCAGUUUCAGACGCUUAACACUAAUGCUCAGUACUCUAAGUUCAACCCCAAGCUCCCUCCCCAUGUUCUCUCUUCCUCCAAGCGCUACGAGGGUUCCUCCGACAUCGUCCGCCUCCGGUACCACAUGGGUCCGGUGCUCUCCUCUCCUAUUAAUGUUUACCUGAUUUGGUACGGCAAAUGGGCUCAGCCCCAGAAGCUUCUUAUCAAGGAUUUCCUCUUGUCUAUUUCCACUCCCAACGCGCCGUCGCCCUCCGUCGCUGACUGGUGGCGGACUGUCUCGCUUUAUACCGACCAGACCGGCUCCAACAUCUCCCGCACGCUCACCAUUGCUGGGGAGUAUUCCGAUGUCCAUUACUCCAAUGGGAAUCAGCUCACGCGGUUAUCAGUUCAGCAAGUUAUCGCCUCCGCCGUCCGAUCUGCCCCGCUCCCUGUAGACCACCGGAAGGGGAUCUAUCUUAUUUUAACUUCUCAGGAUGUUACGAUGCAGGAUUUCUGCCGUGCUGUGUGUGGAUUCCACUACUUCACUUUCCCUUCUGUGGUGGGAUACACUCUUCCGUACGCUUGGGUCGGGAAUUCCGGCAAGCAGUGUCCGGAAGUCUGCGCCUACCCCUUCGCGAUCCCUGGGUACAUGGCCGGCGGAGGACCUGGAGCGUUGACGCCGCCGAACAGGGAUGUCGGCGUCGACGGGAUGAUCAGCGUGAUUGGGCAUGAAUUAGCUGAGCUAUCCUCAAAUCCGUUGGUGAAUGCGUGGUACGCCGGCGAGGACCCAACGGCUCCGACGGAGAUCGGGGACCUGUGUGAGGGAUUGUACGGUACCGGAGGCGGCGGAGGAUACAUUGGGCAAGUGAUGAAGGAUGGGAACGGAAGAACGUUCAAUUUGAACGGAAAAAAUGGAAGGAAGUUCUUGGUGCAAUGGAUUUGGAGCCCUGUGUUGAAAGCUUGUGCUGGUCCCAACGCCAUGGACUAGAUUUUAGGGGGGGG
This is a messenger RNA of Neltuma alba, 1240 nucleotides long. RefSeq names its product protein EXORDIUM-like 5. The record is from RefSeq and is a predicted model, not a curated record. The transcript has a single exon. NCBI's taxonomy places the organism in Eukaryota, Viridiplantae, Streptophyta, Magnoliopsida, Fabales, Fabaceae. The coding region runs from base 180 to 1226 and encodes 348 amino acids.